UGUUUAUUUUGCAAGCCUGGAUAUUUCGGAGAUUAUUGUAACAAUUCUUGCCCAGAUUCCUGCCAAUCGUGUGACCACUACGGUAAAUGUUCAGCCUGCAGACCUGGAUUUUCAAACACACAAAAACAGUGUACAUGUAGAAAAGACAUUUGCUUCAAUUCGUCACAUUGCGACUCAUGCACAAAUGCAUCCUAUUUUGCAAAUAAAAAUGAAUGUUGUUCGUGCAAUCUUAAUAAGUGUGUUUCAUGUACAAAGGCGUUUGAUAGCAUUAUUUGCCAACUGUGCGAAAGUGGAUAUUUUCCCAACAAAAAUGGACAAUGUGAAACGUGCAAAUUACGAUGCGCCGAAAACAAAUGCGAUUCAUCUUCGGGCAGAUGUAUUCAAGGAUGCAGUAAUGGAUACUGGAAUCCAACAUGUGACAAAGAGUGUGAAGAAGAAUGUUUAUCUUGCAAUCAAACAGAUGGAUCGUGUACCCAAUGCAAGAACAAUGCAAAAUAUGGACCUAAUUGUAGAAAAGAAUGUAGCAAUACCUGUAAAAAAUUAAUAUGUGACAUAACUGGAAAUUGUACAAAUGGAUGCAUUACAAAUACAUUUGGAAAGAAAUGUGAAAACACGUGCGAUGAUUAUUGUUUACCAAAAGUCAACGAAACGCUUUGUUCUGAACACACUGGAAUUUGUUUAUACGGCUGUCAAACUGGAUACAAAGGAAGAUUUUGUCCUAAAGUUAUUGAAACAGAAGCGGACGCACAAACAUCUUCAAGAGCAGCCCUUGGUGGCGGUAUUGGCGGAGGAGCUGUAGCUCUUGCUGCCAUUCUGGUUGUUGGACUGAUUUUGUUUCGACGAAGAAAGGUCAAUUUGAGAAAUCAAAGAAAAACACCUGAAACAGAACCUGAGAACUUAUCUGCUUUGUACGCAACGGUGAACAGAGGAAGACCUUCCCAAGCAGAUUAUGCCAAUGAAGACACCGAUAAUCUUCACUCUGUCACCAUCAUGGAAAACACCAGUUACCAGAUUUCACCACAGCAGAACUAUGAGAAGGAAGAUAUGUCUAUUUUGACGGAGGACAAUCUUGAAAUUGAUGACGAAGAUUUUUGUGCACGGGAAUUCACAAACAUGUUCGAGGAAAAAGGAGGUGUUUAUUACAACAACGCAAGAGAAAUCAGCAAAUUAAAACUGACUGUAGCCGAUUUACCUGAAUAUGUACAAAACCUAUCGGUAAAGGGUCUAGAAGAAGAGUUUCAGAAUGUACCGUACGGUCUCGUGAAACCCUAUGAAGUUUCACAAAUUAAGCUAAACAUGCACAGAAACCGAUACAAAGGAAUUUAUCCGUAUGAUGAUACGCGUGUUGUAGUACAUGGAGGAGACACAGACUAUAUCAAUGCAAGCUAUAUAGACGGUUUCAGGAAACGAAAUGCAUACAUAGCUGCUUUAGGUCCAAUGGCUAAGCAGCUGGGCGAUUUCGGCCAAUUCUGGCGAAUGGUCUGGCAACAGAAAGUGGAGAAGAUUGUCAUGGUGACAAACUUCGUAGAGGGUGAGAAAACCAAAUGUGAGCAAUAUUGGCCAGAUCAUGGUCAGAGAAAACUAUAUGGCGAUAUAGAAGUCGUGUGCAAGGUUGAACGACUGUACGCAGAUUUCAUUUGGAGACAGUUAACGUUAUCCAAGGGUAAACACAAUUUCGAAGAAAGAAAUCUGCACCACCUUCAGUUCACAGCGUGGCCAGACAAGGACAUUCCUGAUGACGUCACAUCAAUCAUAGAGCUAAGACAGAAAGUGAACGCCUUGCCGAGUACGUUUAAUGGACCAGUGAUAGUGCAUUGCAGUGCCGGCGUAGGAAGAACAGGAACCUACAUAGCUCUGGACAUUCUGACCAAAGUGGGUGAAACAGAAGGAGCAAUAGAUAUCCCGGGAUGUGUUUUCAACAUGAGACAGAACAGACCCAGCAUGAUUCAGACUUUGAGUCAAUACAAGUAUCUACACGAAGCUUUGGUCCAUUCAUUGGCACUUGAUUGCUCGUUGAUAAAAAGAGAACACUUCCAUGAAUAUAUGAAUAUGAUGUCCAGCAAACAGGAGAUACAGAAGCAGUUUGAGAAAAUGCAGUUGAAUCAAGAGCGAAAGUCAGAACAGGAACUGCAGGCUAUGGAAAGAAAUCGGCUUCUGACAAAAAAGAACAGAAAAUACGCAGACAUACCAGGUGAUUCCAACAGACCACGACUUUAUCUGUUUUUGAAACCAGGCGAAUCUGAUUACAUCAAUGCGAUAUACAUCAACAGUUUCAAAACAAAAGACCGCUUUUUGGUUGCACAAACACCUCUGGCUGACACAGUUUCCGAUUUCGUUGCACUUGCUGUUCAAGAAAACUGUUCCUGUAUUGUUAGUAUGGAGGCACAGGGGAUUGGGUUAUAUGUUCCUGGUGACAACCUAUCAAUGAAGAAAGGUGUGAUUUCCAUACGGUCUGCCAGAGAUCAAAAUUCAAGACACUUUGUUAAAAGAAAGCUGCAUUUUGAACCCGACGAAAAGGCCAAGCCAGAGAUGAGAAUACCACACUAUGAAUAUUUGGACUGGGAUAGAAAUGACGAUACUCCAAAGUCGGCAGAACAUUUUGUUGCCUUCAUCAAAGAGGUUGAAGACGCAUCCAAAUCAUCUCACUUGAACGGACCGAUAUUGGUGCAUUGUAUGAACGGCGCUGGUAAGAGCGGACUUUUAUGUGUUGUCUCGACAUUACUUGAAACACUGAGUCUAGAUAAUGAAGUCAGUGUGGUCAAUGCGGUGAGGAAAGUCAGAGCAAGACGACCGCUUUCCAUUCCAAAUAAGGAACAGUUUUUCUUUUGCUACGAGUGUGUUCUCCAAUCCUUGAAUACAACAGAUGACGCUGUGUACUACAACACAAGUGCGAAUAUCAAGAGGAAGUAAACACGACUGACCAUUGUGAUACAAGACGUCGAUGUGUUGCCCUUUUCAAGAACACAUGAAUAUUAACAUCAUGGAUAGAUAUGUAAUCUUCAGCUUCAUUACGUAUAAUUUGCUAUGUUGACUUAUGUAAACGUAAAAUGAUUGCAGUUCUGCAUCACCGUAAUCACAUAAUUCACAAAACGCUAGUGUUUAUAUGUAUAUCUAAACAUUGUUUUUUGACUGUCAUUGUAAACAUUUGCAUACUUACUGCACUCAUUAUUUGAGUCAUACUGUAGUGUAUUGUAUUUGAUCGAAACGAGAUCCCAUAGGAGAGGCAUAAAUGCAAACUUAUCGCGCAAUAGGUAACAUUUGAUAAGAUUCAGCGACAUUCAAUGUGCACGUGGGGUAUACUUUCAGUCGUUAAGUUGAUGUAAGAACGCAGUUAGUGCUGCUUUAAUGAUUAAUGAACGCAUUGUACAUUAUCAUUGUCAUUACAUAUGUGUUGCAUUAUGCCGGAUGUAGAAGGUACUUUGAAUACACAAUGAAUGAGAAACGUUUACAAAGACGUCAUACAAUUAAACAUUUUUUAUUUCAUUUUUAUAAAAAAAAAUGUUGUAUUUUAACGAGCCAUUAAGUAUUUUAAAUGUUUUUGGCGUUGAUAAGGUUUUCAUUGACAAAAUGUUUUGUACGAGAAGAUUUGCACGUAACAUUAUAUUUUAUUAAAUAUUUAAGCAUUUGCAUAACUGCAUAUAUAUAUUUUUUUAUAUAAGUUAUAUUUUUAUUUAAAAAUAGUUUUCUGAUAGUAUUCUAUGUUUUCUACCAACUUGCAUUGGCUUCAAAUAAUAUGUAUACUAUAAAACAGUUGAUUUAUGAAUAAAUGUGUUAUCAUUUAUCAAAAGGCAAAACGUGGAAUGGUCAACAUGUCCAAUGGUACAAAAACAUCAUGUCUCACUCAAACUUAUAUGACAUGAAUAUUAAAGUGUAAGGAUGAAUCUGAAAACAGGAGUAUUGUCUGUUUACUUUAUUUACGUUUGUUUUUUUACAUUGUAUUAAAGCAUUAUAUGUAUUGAAAUGUUUUUAUAAUGCUCCAAAUUGACCUUAUUCAAAAAAAUAUGUUGUAUAUAUUUUUAUAACGAAUAAAACAUAUUCUUCUAUGUGACUGGUUGGAUCAAGAUCAUUUGUCUAUGACGUAAUAACACACUUCCUGAGGUUCAAAGAUUAGCUUGAAGCAAGUAAAGACAAACAUAAAAAAACGGGAAGUGAAUAAAUAUGUUCUUGAUACAAUACAUUGCCUGAUUUUAA
This is a messenger RNA of Mya arenaria, 4191 nucleotides long. RefSeq names its product receptor-type tyrosine-protein phosphatase C-like. The transcript has 20 exons. The record is from RefSeq and is a predicted model, not a curated record. Gene Ontology annotation, molecular function: protein tyrosine phosphatase activity. NCBI's taxonomy places the organism in Eukaryota, Metazoa, Mollusca, Bivalvia, Myida, Myidae. Gene Ontology annotation, biological process: protein dephosphorylation. Bases 991 to 2910 code for a protein of 639 amino acids.